CUGGGGAGGGCGCUGGGAUGGAGCUGCUGGCGGCGACAGGAGAAAGCUCUCCUCUUGCUUCAGCUUGUUCUGCUGCCUUCAGACUAAUCGGCGAGAUGACGUUGUGGGGGGGAAGAUUAUCUUUAACGUGAUUACUUGCAAGUAAUAGUUCUUCAUCAUGGCUGAACUAUCUCAUGAAGAAAUUCAGCUGAGGGCCAACCAGGUCACUGAUGAGUCUUUGGAAAGCACAAGGAGGAUUCUUGGCUUGGCCAUUGAGUCGCAGGAUGUUGGCAUCAAAACUAUCACCAUGCUGGAUGAACAGGGAGAACAACUAAAUCGCAUAGAAGAAGGCAUGGACCAGAUAAAUAAGGAUAUGAGAGAAGCUGAGAAGACUCUGACAGAGCUCAACAAAUGUUGCGGUCUCUGUGUCUGUCCUUGUAACAGGACGAAGAACUUUGAGGCUAGCAAGGCAUACAGAGCAACCUGGGGAGAUGGAACGGAGAACUCGGCAGAUCACGUGAUUUCCAUGCAACCAAGAAGCUUAAAUCAGCAGCAGCCUCAGACUUCUGGAGGACCAAGUGGCAGAUAUAUUACCAGGAUAACAAAUGAUGCCAGAGAAGAUGAAAUGGAUGAAAACCUUGCUCAAGUAGGAAAUAUUCUUGGGAAUUUGAAAAACAUGGCUUUGGAUAUGGGCAAUGAAAUUGAUGCCCAGAAUAAACAAAUAGACCGGAUAAAUGUAAAGGCUGAUACAAACAGGGAGCGCAUUGAGCAAGCCAACAUCAGAGCCAAAAAACUAAUUGACAAUUGAAGCCUGCUGUCAUUGUUCAAUGACACGGUCUCUCCAGCUGCAAGCCACCAUAUUCAUGGAUCUGUGAAACUUAUCCUAUUCUGAAAUAAGAGGGGCUGGGAAAAAUGAAGCAGUACCCUUUCUAUAGGGAUUAAUUUUCUCUUUUUUUUUAUUGCUUCAUGUAAAUGUGGCCUUGAUUCCAAGAAAACAGCCAACAUAACUUCUUCCUACUCAUCUGCCUUCACUUUCUUUAAAUUGCUCAGGGCUAAAAGUGUUACAGCUUUGAGAAUCUUCUCGCAUGUUUUAUUCCCCUUCCUAGUCUCUUUUUUUUUUUUUUUUUUUCCUGCACCCAAAUUACAGUCCUUUAUUGAAGUUGAACAGGCAGGGUAACAUGAUUUCACAGUUGUGGAAAGUUGGAGAGGGCACUUUGCACUGUUUGAAAUACCUCAUCAAUUGAGUGUCUUCACUAAAAUAGGAACUUGGUGAAUAUUGUCUGAGUUGUGUCUUUAGCAGGCUAACCAUAGUUUCACAAUUCAAACCACAUGAUGGGUUUGGGGGUUGAGUUUGUGGAUUACAGAAUUGAAGAGGCCUGCUACUUAGUACUUGUGGGUUGAGGGCUUUAAAACACUUGCGAACCACAUGAACUUUAAUGUAAAGGUAACAUUUUAAUGUAAAUCGACUGAUUUGGAGGUCAUGACUAGGAAAUCAUGCUGCAUUGUUCUGAUAAUGUUAUGUGUGUAUGUACGUGAUCUAAACCCCAUGCGCAUGUGAGUAGGAGAAAACAAAUCUCUCUGAAGUAUUUAUUUGAUGGAAAAUCCCCUCCUCUGAAAGUUAACUUUUAAGUGUUUGAAUGAUGCAUCUUGACUGGAAGAAACUGAGUAGAAGAACAUGAAGCUUCCUUGCAUCCUAUAUCAGAUGCAAUUUUGGCCGGUUCUCACUGGAGUUCGGUUCAUGCCUUUAUCCAGUGCAAAAUAAUGACUGAGCUCUGGUGCAGUUUGCUCUCAGCAGUGACUUUGGGGGAGCUUCUUAAAUCUGAGAACAGAGAAGCUUAUUAUGAAACUUCCUUGUCACAAAUCUGGAGGAAGCAGUACCUUUUUAAGAAAUGGAUGCUGUUUGUAAGUAAACUAGUUCUAAAUAGAUUGCUGACUGGUUGAUUAUUGCAGACUUUGGGAUUGGCAAUUGGAAAUAUUUUAUGUCCAAGUUGCUUGUACCUAAAAUAUUCCUGUUCUGCUGCAGAAUAGAAGAGUUUCUGACCGGGUGAGGUAAAGGUCUCUUCCUAUGAAGAAAAGCAUUUUUGCUUUACUGUAAUGUAAUCAGAUUUAUUUCCAGGAUUUUCUUUAAUUUUGGCAAGUAAAUUCCAAGUGACCUGUCUAAUUUUAACUCCAUCCAGCAGUAUAUUAUGCCUGUUUUAAAGGUAAAAAUGAUGCUUUGGACUAACCUGUGACACUUGGUGUUGGAUGGCAAAAAUCACUUGGAGGAAUAAUUAAAACUAAUAGCAUUAUGGGAGGUGUUUUUGAAAGGACAGUUCACAAGUAUCCUGAAGCCAUUAAUAAUGAAUCCCAGGGCUAAGGUGUAGACACUAAUCUGCUGAAAUGCAAGACUGUAAAGUGUUUUGUCUUCUUUUUGGUAGAAACACACUCAGUAUUACUGGUGUAUUCUCAGUUCACAAGGACAAGUUGAUACUUAAAUGG
Messenger RNA from Tyto alba (common barn owl), 2457 nucleotides. It is a transcript of the gene SNAP23, whose product is annotated as synaptosome associated protein 23. Lineage: Eukaryota; Metazoa; Chordata; Aves; Strigiformes; Tytonidae. Gene Ontology annotation, biological process: exocytosis; synaptic vesicle fusion to presynaptic active zone membrane; synaptic vesicle priming. The record is from RefSeq and is a predicted model, not a curated record. Gene Ontology annotation, cellular component: synaptobrevin 2-SNAP-25-syntaxin-1a-complexin I complex; plasma membrane. The transcript has 8 exons. The coding region runs from base 158 to 787 and encodes 209 amino acids. Gene Ontology annotation, molecular function: SNAP receptor activity; syntaxin-1 binding.